GGAGGAGGCACUCACCCUGCUGGGUCUCCAGGCCCAGAGGCAGGCUCCCAUCAUGGUGGUCAACCUGCCCGGCUCUCCCUGCAGGAGYGCGGCUGUGAACAAGGGGCGGCUGAAGAGGCUGGGCAUCACCCACAUCCUGAAUGCUGCCCACGGCACCGGUGUCUACACGGGCCCUGAAUUCUACACUGGGCUGGAGAUCCAGUACCUGGGCGUGGAGGUGGACGACUUCCCCGAGGUGGACAUCUCCCAGCACUUCCGGAAGGCUGCGGAGUUCCUGGACGAGGCCCUGCUGACCUACAGAGGGAAAGUCCUGGUCAGCAGCGAAAUGGGCAUCAGCCGGUCGGCAGUGCUGGUGGCGGCCUACCUGAUGAUCUUCCACAACAUGGCCAUCCUGGAGGCCUUGAUGACCGUGCGCAGGAAGCGGGCCAUCUAUCCCAACGACGGCUUCCUGAAGCAGCUGUGGGAGCUCAACGAGCAGUUGAUGGAGGAGAGAGAGGAGGACUGCAGCCCAGAGGGAGCCGGCGAGGGCCAGGAGGCCCUGGGCACCCUCGGGGCGAGAGCGCAGCUGACGGUGGAGGAGGAGGACGAGGCCACCAGCCACCUCAGCGGCUGCUCCCUGGGGAAGGCCAGCCAGGCCUCGGAGCCCCUCACCCUCAUUGACGAGGAGGAGGAGGAGAAGCUGUACGAGGAGUGGAAGAAGGGCCAGGGCCUCUCGGCGGGCAGCGCGGCCAGGGGUGGACAGUGUCCAGGGCCGGCCUYUUCGCGCCAGGCCAGCCAGGAGCAGGAGCUCGAGGACCAGGGCGUGGAGAGGAUCGUCCAGGAGUGGCAGAGCCGCAACGAGAGGUACCACGCCCAGGGCCACCAGCGGUGGGCCCUGGAGGAGGACAAGGAGGUCGAGGAGGAGGAGGGCAAAUCCGCGCGGAGGCGCAGGAGCGCGGAGCAGGUCUCCGAGAGCGAGAGCACGCUCAGCCAGGAGGCUCGCGUCCUGCGGCAGCUGGAGCUCGGCGGCCCCAGCCCAGGUGCCCGGCGCCGCUCGGACUCSGUGUCCACCGAGAGCACGUGGGACAUGUGGAACGAGAGGCUGCUGGAGAUCGAGAGGGAGGCCGCGCGGGAGUUCCGCUCCAGGAGCAGGAGGGAGGAGGAGGACACGCGCUCGGAGGCCGGGAGCACGGUGCCUGAGGAUGACCAGCAGAGUGUGUGCUCCGAGGCCUGCUCCUUCUACAACUUCUGCAGCAGGAACAAGGACAAGCUCACUGCCCURGAGAGGUGGAAGAUCAAGAGAAUCCAGUUUGGAUUUCACAAGAAAGACCUAGGGGCAGGAGAGGGCAGCGGUGAGUCGCAGGGCCCUGAGGAUACCCCCGUAGAGGAACCCCAGGACGUCAACCUGAGGACCUACCAGGCCUGGAAGCUGAGGCACCAGAAGAAGGUGGGCAGCGAGAACAAGGAGGAGGUGAUGGAGCUGGGCAAGGCGGAGAACGCCGUCCUGGCCAAGAAGAGACAGCGGAGGCUGGAGCUGCUGGAGAGGAGUCGGCGGACGCUGGAGGAGAGCCAGUCCACGGCCAGCUGGGAGGUGGAUGGCUCCGUCGCCAGCGGGAGCAUCCCCCUGUCUGCCUUCUGCUCUGCAGCCUGCUCCGUCAGUGCUAAUGGGGACACAGGGUCAGUACUGAGCGCCCAGAGCCACCACUCCCACCUGUCCCAGGCUGCCAGCAGCAUUGGGGGAUGCUCGGCCGCCAACCCCAGCACCCCCCUGCCCAGCCUGCCAGUGGGGCCUGGAGACACCAUUUCCAUCGCCAGCAUCCAGAACUGGAUUGCCAGCGUGGUCAGUGAGACCCUGGCUCAGAAGCAGGGUGAAAUGCUGCUGCUGUCUCACUCGCCAUCCGUGACAAGCAUGAGGGCAGGGCCAGCCACCAGCUGCCUGGGGGACGACCAAGUCYCCAUGCUCAGUGGACAGAGCAGCUCCCUUCUGGGUGACCGCCUGCUGGGUCAGAGCCAGGCAAGGCCCAGCUCCGACUCCCAGUCCGUGCUGUCCUCCAGCACCUCGCUGAGCUCCAGGGCUGAAGGGGCUGGGAGCAGGGUGAGAGGGACCAGCAAGCCCAUCUACAGCCUCUUUGCUGACGAUGUGGACCUAAAGGAGCUCGGCCGCAAGGAGAGGGAGAUGCAGAUGGAGCUGAGGGAGAAGAUGUCCGAGUACAAAAUGGAGAAGCUGGCCUCCGACAACAAACGCAGCUCCCUGUUCAAGAAGAAGAAGGUCAAGGAAGAGGAUGAUGGUGCCGGUGAUAGGGAUGGGGACACAGACAGCGCCAUCGGGAGCUUCCGACUCUCUUCCCGCAGUAACUCCCAAAAGCCUGAAACGGACGCCUCCUCCUCCCUGGUGGUCUCUGACCACUGUAGGAGAGGCAGCAGAAAUGGCAAGGAGAUGGACAGCAGCAUCAAUAAGUGGCUCAGUGGCCUCAGGACCGAGGAAGACUCUCCUCCCCAGAGUGACUGGUCUGGCAGCUCCAGGGAGCGGUACAGCAGAUCUUCCCUGCACCGGGAAACCGAGUCCAAAUCCUGCAGUUACAAGUUCUCCAAAUCCCGGUCAGAGGAGCAGGACACCUCCUCCUACCACGACGCGGACGGCAGCUCUGUGAGGAGCACUUCCCGUUUCUCCUCGUCCUCCACCAGGGAGGGCAGAGAGACCCACAAGUUCUCYAGGUCCACAUUCAGUGAGACCUCCAGCUCCCGAGAGGAGAGCCCCGAGCCCUACUUCUUCCGCCGGACCCCUGAGCCCUCUGAAGGGGAAGAGUCCCCAGAGCCACGGCGCCGGGACUGGGCUAGGCCCAGGGACUGGGAGGACGUGGAAGAGUCAUCCAAGUCGGACUUCUCUGAGUUUGGAGCCAAGAGGAAAUUCACCCAGAGCUUCAUGAGGUCUGAAGAGGAAGGCGAGAAAGAGAGGACAGAAAACAGAGAGGAGGGCAGGUUUGCCUCUGGGCGGAGGAGCCAGUAUCGGAGAAGCACAGACAGAGAGGAAGAGGAGGAGAUGGACGACGAAGCCAUCAUCGCUGCUUGGAGACGCCGGCAAGAGGAGACCAGGACUAAGCUGCAGAGGAGGAGGGAGGACUGAACAGGGCCUGGGCCACCUGCCGCUCAGCAGAGCACAGGGCUCAGGCACACCCUGCCACCACCCCUCAGGGGCCGAGGACGCAGAGAGGAUCUCUCCAACAGGCAGAGUGGCAGUGCCMGAGUGGAAAGACACCAGGGUUCAGGGUGGGAGGAGAGGAGCCAUGCUGGGCCAGCUCGGGCCGUUUUCUGUCAUCCAGGGCCCUCUGUGCUUUGGUGCUUAGGUGUUCGACAGUGUGUGUCCUGGGCUGGAGAGGAGAGCGUGAAAGGAAUUGCAGUUUGUUGGAGAGUCCAGUGCACAUCCAGAAGGCCAUAAGGCAGGACUUGGUUCUGUUCAAGUGGUUUCAUAACAAGUCCCAGGAAAUCUGUCAGCAAUGCCCAGCUCUGUUUAAUAUCUUGGAUCUCCAUUAAAUUGGUUUGUUGUGAAAUCUUCCUUCUGCACUCUGGUCACUUUAGCUCUUUCGAUGUUAGGGGAAACUCACUUCAGAAGUCAUGGUGGGUUUUUAUGGGCCAGCCUCACCUUGCUCCACAAAAUCUGUGCCUCCAGGCAAUGCCACCACCAUCUCGUUGUUAUAUAAUAAAGGAACAUGGGGUCCAGGAGGGAGGGCAGCUGAGAGGCCAUUCCAGGACCCACCCCCACCUCGCCCGGGAGCAACGGAAGGAACUAGGGAAAGAGUGAGGUUAGUGUGUGAGCGGCAAGGUCUGGGGUACAGAGAGGGUCCCUUGGAAUGACAGGAACACAAAACCAGCCGGAGGGAGACCAGAAAAGCCCAACAGUA
Urocitellus parryii (Arctic ground squirrel) is the source of this 3878-nucleotide messenger RNA. The record is from RefSeq and is a predicted model, not a curated record. Lineage: Eukaryota; Metazoa; Chordata; Mammalia; Rodentia; Sciuridae.